GGUCCGGUGAGCGGGGGAGGGAGAGCACCGCCGCCGACGGACUGAGCGGGAGCGGGGGGAGGGGGGGGGUGAAGGAGCCGAGCGCGAGCGGCCGGCGCAGCCGCGGUCACCGCCCGCGGCGCGAGACCGCCGCCAGGGAGCAGGGAGGGAAACCCCGCGGCCGGACGACCGUUGGCGAUCGGUGGGCGCGCGAACCUUCCGGAACCUUCCGUCCUUUCCCCCCCCCCUCCCCGGGCGGCGCUGACAGGAGCCCCCGCCUCCCCCCUCGGGGGAGGAGGCGGCGGCCGCCUACCCCCGGACAGCGCACCGGCUGACCCACCCGCACAGCCCCCGGGACCACCACCGGCACCACGGCGGCGGCAGCUGCGGCCGAGCACACGACGUUCACUCUGGCCUCCUCCUCCUCUUCCUCCGACUCGGAGAGCGGCGGAGUGUCUCCGCCACCGCGGAAGAAGCAGCGAGGGGCGGCGGCGGAGGGCGAGGGUGGGCCCGGGGCGGCGGCCUACGGCGCAGCUCGACUAGGCCCUAGCAACCCUCCAGGUAACUUCGGCGGCCUCCUGGGCCUAGGAGGAGGAGGCGGAUCCGGGCGCCCGGCUCCCGGCGUCAUGCAGGCCAACGGGAACCAAGGCGGUGGCGAGACGGCGGCGCAGAACGGGGACGUGACGGGCCGUGAUUCGGGCCAAGCCGGGCCCGGGGAGGAAGCGGCCGGUUCCCAUGGUGUCAUCCCGGGCUUCACCCCCUCGGCCGCUCACUCCAACGGGCUGCUCUCCUCCUCCACCACCUCGCUGGCCGUAUCCUCCGCCGCCGCCGCCGUCCCCCUGGUGUCCGGGCCCGGCGGGAUGAGCCCCGACCAAGCCGCGUACAAGAGGAAGAAGCGCUUGUCCCAGAUGGACGAGGAUGUGAUCCGCCUGAUCGGACAGCACCUGCACGGCCUAGGACUGAACCAAACGGUGGAUCUUUUGAUGCAGGAAUCGGGCUGCCGCUUAGAGCAUUCUUCUGCUACUAAAUUUCGCAAUCACGUUAUGGAAGGAGAAUGGGAAAAGGCUGAAAACGAUCUUAAUGAAUUGAAGUCUUUGGUGCACUCACCUCAUGUGAUUGUGAAAAUGAAGUUCUUACUGCUGCAGCAGAAGUACUUGGAAUAUCUGGAAGAUGGCAAGGUUCUAGAAGCCCUUCAGGUCCUGCGUUGUGAACUGACUCCCUUGAAGUACAACACAGAGCGAAUACACAUCCUGAGUGGGUAUCUCAUGUGCAGUCAUACAGAUGACCUGAGGGCAAAGGCAGAGUGGGAAGGAAAAGGAACAGUUUCACGAUCAAAAUUACUUGACAAGCUUCAAAUGUACCUGCCCCCAACAGUAAUGCUACCUCCACGACGCUUACAGACUUUACUGCGCCAAGCAGUGGAACUGCAGCGGGACCGGUGCCUAUAUCAUAAUACUAAGCUAGAUGGCAAUCUAGACUCAAUGUCUCUGCUUAUAGACCAUGUUUGUAGUAGGAAGCAGUUUCCCUGCUACACACAACAGAUUCUCACCGAGCACUGCAAUGAAGUAUGGUUCUGCAAGUUCUCCAAUGAUGGCAGUAAAUUAGCAACAGGAUCCAAGGACACCACAGUUAUUAUAUGGCAGGUUGACCCUGACACUCAUCAGCUUAGACUGCUUAAAACUUUAGAAGGUCAUGCUUAUGGAGUAUCCUACUUGGCUUGGAGUCCAGAUGAUAAUUACCUUUUGGCCUGUGGCCCUGAUGACUGCUCUGAACUAUGGCUUUGGAAUGUGCAGACAGGAGAACUCAGGACCAAGAUGAGCCAAUCCCAUGAGGAUAGUCUAACGAGUGUGGCUUGGAACCCAGAUGGAAAACGUUUUGUGACAGGUGGACAACGUGGGCAAUUUUAUCAAUGUGAUUUGGAGGGAAAUCUACUGGAUUCGUGGGAAGGUGUGCGAGUGCAGUGCCUAUGGUGUCUAAACGAUGGGAAAACAGUUCUUGCCUCAGAUACACAUCAAAGGAUACGAGGCUACAAUUUUGAGGACCUGACUGAUAGGAAUAUAGUGCAAGAGGAUCAUCCGAUAAUGUCGUUUACAGUUUCGAAGAAUGGAAGGUUAGCCUUGUUAAAUGUAGCAACUCAGACCGUGGUUGAUGAAGAGAAAAGGCAGGAGAAAUCGAUUCGCUCAAGAGGAGUUCAUCUAUGGGACUUGCAGGAUCGUGUUUUAGUGAGAAAGUAUCAAGGUGUGACACAAGGAUUUUACACAAUUCAUUCAUGUUUUGGAGGCAACAAUGAAGACUUUAUAGCCAGCGGCAGUGAAGAUCACAAAGUUUACAUUUGGCACAAACGAAGUGAACUGCCUAUAGCAGAGCUGACGGGACACACUCGUACUGUAAACUGCGUGAGCUGGAACCCGCAAGUCCCGUCCAUGAUGGCUAGUGCUUCAGAUGAUGGUACGGUGAGGAUAUGGGGACCAGCGCCUUUCUUGGACAACCAGGAGUCUGAAGAAGCUUGUAGUAGCAUGGAUAGUUGACGGUGACUUUGCAAGGGACAACUUUUGAACUGAAAUUAAGUCACGGAACAAAAUGGCUUUGGGUUUUGGCACAAACCAACUGCGGAUGAUCACUGGACAAACGUGCUUAUGACGAAACUCAUUCCAGGUCCUCUUAACUGGUGCCAGCAUCUUACCGCCUUGCUUCAUAGUUACAAAUCCUGGAGAAGCAAUCUCGUUAGACAACAGUGGGAUGCCAAUUUGAAUUUUGCCCAUUGGUUGAGGAAUCGUGUUACAUUGCGACUCCAUUGAACUCUGAUUCUUUUUUGGCUCUGGCAGUCUACCUUGUUCUACACCAUGGAAUUUUAAAUGCUUGUUUGGGGUCUAACUCAUAGAUGGCUUGCUAGGGUGAGGAAUGCUAGUCUGGGACAAACAUGCAGUAAAAUAGAAUGUUUUCCUUGUUUUCAAUCUGUUAGCCUGAAUAGUGGAACUAACUACAGCUCAGUCUAUGGACUAGACCUUGGGUCAUGUUGCCCUGGACUCUUUUUUUCAUUGUGGUAUUUUGGGGAAAGAAGGAGCUUAGGUAUUCAUGUACAAAAUUUCAGGGUUUUUUUAAAUAUCCGAAUUGUUGGUUGAAUCAUUUAAAUCUUAUUUUCUGCACUCAUUCCCUGAUCAUGGUCUUCCAUUUGUUUUAUGGUAUAUUCAUUUCAGUGUUUUUGAAGUGAUCGCAGCAGUGAUUUUUAUUAAUUCACUGGUGGGGGUGCCAUGUUCACUUAUUUAGGGAUGUCAAAUCUAAACUGAUAGACUGAGAGUGUUGUACUGCUUCUUGUAUGGUGGUACAUAUUCUUUUAUUCCAUUCUGUAACUUCACCUGUUUUUUGUGGAAAGAAUCAGUGCCAAGUGAUGUGGCAUGGCCAUUGUACAAACCAGCUAGUUCACAGUUCCUAUUUGGCUAGUCCUUGAUCUCAACUGGGGGUUGGCGUUAUGAUUUCUCCUAUGUGCAUGGACAUGAGAUAGGAAAAACACAAUGUAUGUGAAGCGUGCAGCACUUUCUGAGCACCUGCAGGUGAGUGGUAACACGACGACAGUGGCAUGGCAGUGAGCCCCUCACCAGCUUGCCUUCCUGUUGGAGACUGCUGCUGAGUAUGGGCAGGCUCAAAGCAAGGAAAUUGGGAGAGAAUGUAAAUGUUUGAUGAGGAGAAAUCGUCCCACAUCUUGAUUUGUGCAAUAUAUACUAUAUUCCUUUGCACUUUUUCUUUUUAUGUGGCCACUUUUAAAAUCCCAACUAUCUACAAAUAAUCUUCAAGGUUUCACAGCUCAUAUUACUCAAUCAUUUUUUUUAGCUUAUGUUACUUAAUUUUGUCUGCCCCUCAAAGUAUAACAUUGGCGGUUCCAUAAUCACCAGAUAUUGUAUUGCUGCUGGUUUGGGAGGGGCACAGGUGCUACCUCUACUGGUGAACCAUUUGCCUGUGUAGAAUUUGCUCCUCCUCUUACUGACAUUCACUUACUGUGCAAGUCUAAGGAAGGUUAAGCAAAGUGGCUUUAUAUAGUGCUGUAAACUGGAAAUUGACCUAUAUGGGUUGGUGAGGAGGUGGGAGGACCAGCACUGCAAUCUGAUCAAUUGAUCAAACAGCCAAUUGAUUGAUCACAAAGUUGUACUUUGCCAAUUUAUUGUACAUUCUUUUAGAGUCCGCAACCUAUUUUUUAUGUAUAACUGCUCUUAGAAUUGAGAUUAAAUUCUCCUCUAAAUUUGGGUUUGUGUUAUUUGGAAAUAUGCUGUUACCACUGGAAAAGGAGAGGAAAUGAAGAAGAUUAUUUUGCUGAGAUGGGGUAGGAACUGGGUUUAGUUAAGAAAUAUGGUAGUUUGUAUUUAGUCCAUUAAACUCUCUGUUGGGAGGAAAGAGUUUAGAUAGUUGAGAGAGCACUGCAUCACUGAUAUACCAUCGAUGAUGAUCAGUGAAUGCAAUUUAACCUUGACCAAAAGGAAAUGGGCUUUACUUCAGAACUGUCUUUAACUUUGCAACAUUUUUUUCACUUUGGGAGGUGGGAAUUGCUGGCAAGGCCAACAUUUUAUUGGCCAUUCAUAAUUGCCCUUGAGAAAGUGGCAACCUUGAACUACUGCAGUCCUUCUGGGGGAAGGUACUCCCACAAUGUUGUUUGGCAGGAAGUGCCCAGAUUUAGUCCCAAUGACAAUGAAGGGACACGGUAUAUUUCCAAAUCAGGAUGUGGUCUGCAAUUUGGAGGGAAACUGAAGGUGGUUCUGUAAUUUGAGUUUAGAAUUUAAUUUCCGCAAAGGUCAAUAGUGGAUUGUCAUCACAAGUCAGUAUAUUUGCACUAUUUAUUCUGCACUCCAUUCAGGAAACUCUAAAGUAUGACUCAUUCUUUUGCUUUGUAUUAUAACCCUAGAUCUAAUGGCCUGGUGUAACAUGCCCCACAGACCACAUUUUUAUGGGAUGAUAAAUAGUAACUUUAAAAUCUUCAAAGUUUUGCAAGUAACUCUUAAGUUAGGUGAUUGGGUUGACUUCUGCAGGCAUAGUUGGUAGGUUUUUACCAAAGCAGCAUAAAAUAAUCAUAUGUAUGUUGUACCCAUAUAAUGAGGUUACAAUGGCCUAACAUUGAGAAGGAUAGAGCUGAAGCUUAUGUUCAAAUUACUCACUGCCCUGCCAGCACAUUUUUAUUGUAUAAUGUUUUGUAUCUCAAGUGGACUCUACCUCCUCAUUAUUCUUGUACAGGAACAGGUAGCAUGCAUGAUGUCUGACAUUUCACUGAGCUAUUCCUGGGGAAGACAAGGCUCUUGAUGCCAAAAAGUAACUAAAGACAACCUCCUGAGUCUACUAGAGGUGGUAAAUUGAUAAAAGAGCACCACCUAUAUCAUUACAAAUAUUGGGGAACACUUUAAUGUGCUUCUUUAGGGCUUCCUUCUCCUUUGAACACUUUCAUCUAUGACCAAUAUUUCUGUUUGAGUUUAGAUCGUGUGGACAACAGAAUAUGAGAGAGUACGUGAAAAUUAACCACUAUAGGUUUGAAAAAUGCUCCGCUUUCUCAAGUCUGGACAAGAUACUUUAAUUCCUAGCUUCUAUUUAAAUACAUGCAAUUAAUGUUCCAAAGUCCCUUGACAAGUUUGCAUGUGUCUCUAACUUGGAAAAUGGGACCCCUUGACUAAUAUCCAAAAUUAAGUGAGAAAUUAGAGGAUUUAGAAAGGGUGGGGGUGGAGGAGGGGAACUGAAUUGAACAUUUUUUCCGAUAAUAAACUAGCACCAGAUCGUAAAUUAGUACACUGGUAUAGGUCACUGUUCACAUUGCUUUGUUCCUGAUAAGCACAUUCUUCUCAAACCAGAUUUUUUGAUUCAAGUCCAAAGGUGAGAGCAAGUGUGUAAGCAGAUCCCACCAAAACAAAUCAUGUGACCUGUGCCACUCAGCAAGCUAUGCAUGCCAGCUAUGGAUUAGAGAUUUUGGGCCAUGCAGUCACGGUCAGUCCAUUGUUUGCUAUUUGCAGAGGUUCAAUUAGCUUGCUGACUAGAUUUUUCUAGUUUAGGAAAUUGUUAUAGCUUCUGAAAUCUGCUGAGUUAAAAUACAGAUACCCUGCUGAUUCAUAUACACAGCCCUAAGCUGAUUGAUUAACUUGGGAGACACAAGAGACUGCAGAUGCUGGAAUCUGGAGCCAAAAACAAACUGCAGGAGGAACUCAACAGACCACACAGCAUCUGUGGAGGGAAAGGGAUGACCAGGACUGAUGCAGGGUCUCAACCCAAAACGUUGACCAUCCCUUUGCCUCCAUAGAUGCUGCUUGACCCACUGAGCUCCUCCAGCAGUUUUUUUUUGCUGAUUAUCUUACUUGGCAUUCAUACAGUAAUGCUAAACCUACAUUUGUUUUAUUCACUGCUUCUUGCCUUUGGGUUCAAUUGUAGUUCAGCACCUGAUACCCCUGGCAUGUUUAUAAGAGGAGCCUAUUUUCAAUUUAACUGAGGUCAAACCUUAGAGACCUAUGAAGAGCAAUCCAUUAUAAAUCCAUAAGCAAAUUUUUCCCCCGAAUUAUUUCUUUGAACAGAAAUCUAGAUAAGCAGGUUAGACUCUUCAACUACAGCAUCAUAUCCCCCCAGGGCUACACUGACACCACAUCCCAUUACUGAUUUUACCAAGCCCUUCUAUUUGACCAGUAUAAUAUUGGUAUUAUUAGAUUAGAUGAUAGUCGGCUGCAGAGUUUAAUCAUUUUGUCCAGUGAAUAUAGUGUCCCUUACAGACCUACCACCCAGCUGUAAUGAAAGAUUUACAGCAUUUCAAAAAUGCUUGUCUCUAUCUUUCUCCAAGGAGCUAGUUUAGAUCCCUGAAUCCUGUCUGUGCUACAAAUUGGGCAAUACUGCAAGAAACUUUUAGUCAUGCUUCAGAGGACACUGACAAUGAUUUUGCACAGUUGCAAUGAGCUGGUUCCAUUGACCCUCUGAUUAUUUUAAUAAUUUUGCUCAAGAUCGGUGCUGUUUAAAGGAUUUUAGACAGGUUUCUGAUCCAAGUUCCUUGAAAUGUUUUACCAAAAGUUCCUCAAGCAUGAUACUGUAAUAACAGCAAACAGGCUUGUCAACAAUUUAAGUAUGGAGAUAUUUGACAUUUGUGUUUCCUGUGGUAUCACCAUUUGAACAACAUCCACUUGAUAUAAGUUCCCAAGUGGAAUAAUUUCUGUAUCUGAUUCACCUCCCAUCCCUUAACUCUCCCUUUGCCUCCUCCCUGCCUCCCCCCCCCCCCCCCCCCCCCCCCAAGCCAUCCUGCAAUCUCAGAAUUCCAUCCUGCCUCCAAAAGACAAUGAAUAGAUCUGUCUGUCUAUAAACCAGUCUGAGGAACAUGGAACUGUGGCCCUGUCAUUGCAGUAUCUUACCAUUACUGGCUUUUUAGAAAAUUUAGCAGACCAGAUCUCAGAUUUGAUUUGCCUCUUUUCCUGUGAUGCUUCUGACAAAGCUGUAUGCGGUAAGCUCAAAGUCACAAACUGCUUUGUAACAAUGUUAUUACACAUCUUCAAAACUUUAAGCUAUUUGAGGCAAUGUUCUCAUCAGAGACCAAGCAAAGAAUAAAAGUGGGUUAACCUUUAAGAUGGAGGAUAGGGCCCUUAAGGUAGAGGUAGCUUUGAGCUAGAGGAUGAACAAUAAACACAUGUUAGAAACUCCAGUGAGUUGUGUUUACCUUCCAUCAUUGCUGUAGCACUAAGUAGUGUUUGUUAGGAAGAGAACCACUAAGGAACAAACACCAUUGUGACUUCCAGGGAAGGUUGAUUUCUGUUGGGAUUUAAGAUCCUGUGCUUCCAAGCACUGUUUCUCCUUCCUUGAGCAAAUUGGUUAAAGAUAUUAUUGUUGCCAAUCCUGAAGGAAGGAGAUUCAUUUUAAUGUAUGCGGUUACAUUACAGAGCAUUCUACUAUUUAGACAGCAGAUAUUAACAAUGUGAAACUUCAUAGUGACGAGGACUGGAGCAGAGGUACACCACUGUUUGUCAUCGAUACACAGAAAUAUGGGCCCUCAAGGUGUCUGAUCCAUGCAACAGUUAAAGAUAGAUAUUAAGUUUAUUCUAAAUAUUAAAAUUGUGUUGCAGUGUCUCUGCAUUUAUAAUCUUGUAUGUUGUAAUGAAAACUGCCUGUGUCCAAAUGGCGCUGUGGUGAACACUUUAAUUUUACCUGUUGGCUUCAGUUGCAAAGCCUUAUCACGCAAGUUCCAUUCAGCAUCUCCUUUCUUCAAAACCUCGACAUCCAAGUGUUCGGACCUGCCAUCUACUAAAAUCAUCCUUUCUUUGGUACCUGCUACUAUGCUUGCUGGAGGUUUGCUUACUAAGGCUCAACUUAUUGGAAUAAUUCACUUCCAUCUGACACAAAUGUCAGCUUUGCCCCACAUCCGUAAUGUCCUUUCCAUUUUCAGGUCAUCAUUGUUCCUUGGGCUAUGCCACUGAAAAUGGCACGAAUUUUCAUUCAAACUGGACUGCUUUCAGUAGGCUGCCCACGUUGUAAAACUACAAGAGUUAGUGAGGAAGAGUUUCAUUACUUUAGCAGUCUCAUAAGCAGUUAUGCUGGUCUUGCUGUUCUUUUUGCACAAUUCUUAAUGGUUUUGAAUCAAUCUACUUUUUAAAACUUGGAGGAAAUUUGAUUUCCUGAUUUGGGCACAAAAUUAUGUUCUAUCUAAUUUCAUGCAUGAUGGAACAUCCAAUAAUUUCUUCUGUUUUACCUGGAAGUAAAUUACUGGUGUCUAUCUUAAGAAAAAAAUAUCCCUUUCUAUCUCUGUUCCGUGUCCUGAUGCUUGAUUCUAGGCUCCCAUCUUUGAAUUUACAGGCUCUUGACAGAUUCUUUGAACUGCCUCAGUAGCUGAUAGUUGAUGGAGGAAUAGGAUCAUGGGCUAUACUGAAUAUUUAACUGUAGUGUGCUUUACAUAAUCAAAUGGCUGCCCUGGCCCAAUUAAAUGAAAUAGCUGCCUACAGAAGAGAUACCACAGACAGCUACUAAAGAGCCAAUAUGGAGUUAGCUACAACCUAAGAUUGACCUGUCCUCUAAAAGAUGUUUUCCAUUCUCUAAGAUUGGAUGGUGGAGCUGUUAUUCCAAGGACCAUUUAUUAAUACUUGUCAAGACUUCAAUUCACAUUGCACCAUCCACCCAAAAAAAUUCCUCAAAGUGUUGCACCUGCAAUGUCAUUGCAAAGUACAAUUAUGUCAUGUGGUUGCUGCUGUGCAUUCACAAGACCGCAUAAUCAGCAAUGAGGCGAAUGGCCCUUUAACCUGGCACUAUUUUCACCUUGCACUUGAUUUCAACAAAGUGGAGUUUGCUGUGGCUCUCCAUACUUGUGAGUGCAGGGCCUGAUGCAAGGAGACAAGGUGCUAAUGUUGCUCUGUGUGUAAACAUAGCAUUGAUCUAGCCAGUAGGAAGGUUCUGAAGUUCCAGCUGUGACAUGGUAGCACAAGUCCAAAGUUGGAAGUUCAUUCCACUCUGCAGAACCACCAAAAUGUGCACUGCUGCGCAGUUUGGGGUGCCAUCUUUCAAAUUAUACAUUAGAUCAAGGCCAUUCUGCUUUCUCAGGCAGACAUAAAAGAUGCUAAGGCAUUAUUUUGAAGAAGAGCAGUGAUCUUGGUCAUUAUCCAACCCUCAAUAAACUGAAAUAUACAUUAUCUUCUCAUGAUCAUGCCUCCAUUUGUGGGUGCUUGCUGUAUGGCUGCUGUAGGACCUAUAAUGGCCUUUUUUUCCACCUCAGAAGUACUUCAUUAGAUGUUCCAAAGCAUUUUAAAUGGUGUAAAAGUCACCAUGUAAAUGCAUUUUUAUUUUGUCUUUGCUGUUUUUGUCUGAAGGGAGAUGAGCAGCAACCAUUUUAUUCCCUUGUGGGCUUUCUGAACUCCAAGACCACCAACUCCAAUCCCCGCAGCAUCAGGUUCUAAGUGGUUUGCAAAUAAAAUGCUGACCGCCUUUCUGUUGCCCUCAAUGGCUUGAGAAGUGUUGCCUAGAACAGGUUCUGAUUUCAUUCAUCCUUACCUCCUAUUGAAGCAGGUGAGAGGAAAUGAAAAUAUAAAUUGCUUCUCUGUUGGAUUAUCAGUAAUGUGGGGUGUGGCCAAUGGAAGAUGGCACUUGUAUUGGGGUUGGACAGAGAUUACCUGCUUCCAGAGUUGAUGACCGUCACUGUUGCUCAAAUAAACCUAUGUCCAUCAAAGGUGUUGACUUUGAUAUUUAUUUUCAACUGUGAACUUGCCCAUCAGCUCUGUAAACUAACAGUAAGAAACGAGUACAAUUCUACCGAGUAAUAAGUGACAGCAGUACAUCAAAUGAAAAUGGGUCUCUAUUUCCCUUCCAAAAUGCUAUUGGGCAUUUCAAAGCCUGCAAAAUAUUUGGUUUGCAGCCCUGAGGCACUUGAUAGGCUUCAGUAAUCAAUGUAAUGGCUGCAUAUUUGUAGAAUAGUCCUAGUAAUUCCAGUGAGCAGGAGGGAAAGUACAAUCUGGGGUAGACCACCCAGAAUUCACCCAUUCAUUAACUGCCCUUACUCCUUCACAUGUCACUGAUCUUCCUGUUUGUAGUUCUAGAAUUUUCAUCUUAUCUGUCUCCAUUCUGAUUAAUGCCCCUCUUCACAUCCAAAUUAGAACACGUAGAAAUUAGAUCAUUCAACCCUUGGAGAAUCAGCAUUGAUUACCUUGAAUGGUGGAGCAGGCUCAAAGUCAAUACCCUGUUCCUGCUUUCACUCUGCAUACCUUGAUCUAAUGGUUUGGCUGCAAGACUUUCCCUUGCAAAUUAAUCUGUGUACCUGCAACUCCAGUUCUCCAUUGACAAAGACUAAUUCAUUAUCUCUGUAUCAAAUCCACCUUGUGACAGAUGGGAUGCUUUAGAGAAUUGAUGUGGGCAGCAUCCCUCCACAAUAACCUGACGUUGUGUCUCCCCCUUGAAGAGUCCAAGCCCUGCUAAUGAAACCAGUGUUGGGUAGGAAGCCCAUUUGUUGAGCUGUUCUGACUCUAUUCAGUGUGAUGGAGAUAGUUUGUGUCGAGUGUUUGGUAUUCACAUUGAUCGUUGCAAUGGCCCAAUACUAAAUGGCAAAAAGUGUGCAUUAUUUGUGCUUCCAGUCAGGUUGUUACUCACCUCCUUCCCUUUGCUGCUGGCCUUUGUGAUGAAGCUUUCUGUGUGAAGCAUGGCAUUCAAAAGCCCACAUGUUGAACUGCCUGCUGCUGCACAUCCACACCUUUUCCCUGGGGUCAAUGUUUAUCACUCCUUCGACAUCUCUUCAAAGAAUCAGGACAUUUACUGCAUUGCUGCUUUCUUGGUGCAAAAUGGCUGCUAUCGCUCCCACCUUGCAAUACUGUCCCCUUUCAAAGGUAAUUCAUUUGCCUGUAAAGCAUCUGAAAUGACCUGUGGCUGUUAAAGUUGCUAUAGAAAUGCAAGUCUUUUAAUCUGGAGAGAGCAUCUUGGAUUGUGAACUGACCCAAGUACUGGUGUCUAUCACUGGUCAAGCAAACAACCUGAGUGGUGAGAGUUUCACAAGGUGCAUGCUGCACACUAAAGCAGAUGGGAUUUGGCAACUUCCUUUGCCAAAACACUAAAUCCUAGUGACAACAUUGAAUUAAAUACAUCCUUUCUGCAUUAUGUUAAUCCAUAAGUUUAAUAUCCAGCCUGGUUUUACUUGCCUAUUUAUUUUUUUCCAGUUUAGAUUUUAAAGCAUUAUUAUUUUAUAAAUAUUACAGCAUUAAGCAUAUCUUAAAGGUCAUCGACAAGAUGUUUACCAACUCCAAUAUUUUUAUGUUCCUAUUGUAUUAGGUUUAUGAAAAUCCACUGUCACAUCACUGUGGUGGGUGUGGCUGUUCAAAUCAAAAGGAAGAGAUUAAUGAGGAUGAUUUGUAUCCGUUUCUUAAAUCUCAAUAAAAAUAAGUAACUGCA
Molecule: messenger RNA, 11829 nt
Organism: Pristis pectinata (smalltooth sawfish)
Lineage: Eukaryota; Metazoa; Chordata; Chondrichthyes; Rhinopristiformes; Pristidae
Product: WD repeat-containing protein 26
Exons: 15
Coding region: 606-2507 (633 amino acids)
Biological process (GO): proteasome-mediated ubiquitin-dependent protein catabolic process
Cellular component (GO): GID complex
Molecular function (GO): protein binding
Source: RefSeq, a predicted model, not a curated record